This is a messenger RNA of Dipodomys ordii (Ord's kangaroo rat), 804 nucleotides long. It is a transcript of the gene Kcnk17, whose product is annotated as potassium channel, two pore domain subfamily K, member 17. Gene Ontology annotation, cellular component: membrane. The record is from RefSeq and is a predicted model, not a curated record. Gene Ontology annotation, molecular function: potassium ion leak channel activity. Gene Ontology annotation, biological process: stabilization of membrane potential; potassium ion transmembrane transport. Lineage: Eukaryota; Metazoa; Chordata; Mammalia; Rodentia; Heteromyidae. The coding region runs from base 22 to 804 and encodes 260 amino acids. The transcript has 5 exons.
UGGCCCCUGGACUCUUCAGCCAUGUGCCGGCUGGGAGCGCGCGUGGGGCCCCACUGCCGGGCCCGGGGAUGCCAGCUGCGUGGCACGGGGCUGCUGCUGCUGGCCUACCUGGCUUACCUGGUGCUGGGCACCUGCGUGUUCUGGGCGCUGGAGGGCCGCGCCAUUCAGGACUCCAGCCACAGCUUCCAGCAGGACAAGUGGCAUCUCCUACAGAACUACACGUGUCUGGACAGCCCGGCGCUGGACCUGCUGAUCCGGGACAUCAUCCGAGCAUACAAAGCUGGGGCCCACCUCCUGGGCAACACCACCAGCAUGGGGCGCUGGGAGUUCAUGGGGUCCUUCUUCUUCUCUGUGUCCACCAUCACCACCAUCGGCUACGGCAACCUGAGCCCCCAGACCAUGGCCGCCCGCCUCUUCUGCGUCUUCUUCGCGCUGGUGGGGAUCCCGCUCAACCUGGUGGUGCUCAACCGGCUGGGGCGCCUCAUGCAGCGGGGCGACCCCGCCGAGGCCCGCUGGCUGGCGGGCGCGGGCGCGCUGCUGUCCGGCCUGCUGCUGUUCCUGCUGCUGCCGCCGCUGCUGUUCUCGCGCAUGGAGGGCUGGAGCUACCUGGAGAGCUUCUACUUCGCCUUCGUCACGCUCAGCACCGUGGGCUUCGGCGACUACGUGAUUGGACGGCCCCCUCACAUAGAACCCGCCAUGCUGUGCCCCUCUGUACCCCAUUCCCAGAGCCUCCAAGGAGCAUCCCACCUCUGCAUCAUUCCCCCCACGGCAACCCCUUUCUCCAAGAGCCCUGCCCUGGCCUAG